Messenger RNA from Silurus meridionalis, 5661 nucleotides. RefSeq names its product nucleoporin 153 (gene nup153). NCBI's taxonomy places the organism in Eukaryota, Metazoa, Chordata, Actinopteri, Siluriformes, Siluridae. Gene Ontology annotation, molecular function: structural constituent of nuclear pore. The coding region runs from base 126 to 4475 and encodes 1449 amino acids. The transcript is spliced from 22 exons. Gene Ontology annotation, biological process: protein import into nucleus; RNA export from nucleus. The record is from RefSeq and is a predicted model, not a curated record. Gene Ontology annotation, cellular component: nuclear pore.
UGGCUGACGGUCUAUUGUAGGUUUUUUGCAGUGAUCUGUUGACAGGAGGAGAGCGCUCCCCGGCGCACUGAACCAACGCUCAUAGAAAGAGAGAGAGAGAGUGUGUGUGUGUGAGUGCUUUAGCCAUGGCCGCCGCAGGAGGAGGGAAAAUCCGAACAAGGCGACAUCACAUCGUUUCUAAGCCGUACGCUAAGGGCAGGCAGCAACCUGGUUUGAUCAGCCGAGUAACAGACACCGUGAAGAGUAUAGUUCCCUCAUGGCUACAGAAGUACUUCAAAAAUGGUGAGGUGGAUGAAGGAGGAGAGACCCAUGUGCAGGUGGAGCAGAAUAACAUACAGACGCCUCCCAAUGGCAAUCAGGAUGCUGCUCCUCUCCCCACUGAACACAACUCCCCAGAACCCAGCACCAGUAAUGCAGAACCCUCUACAAGCAGAGCAUCGCUAAACUUCCAGGACGUUCUCUCCAGACCUCCACUCAACCGCUCCCAUCUACAUUUCCCUUCCCAUGACGGCUCCCCUGCACUCGGGGGCUCUCUUUUCUCACAGCCCUCCACAUCAACAUCUCCAUUUCCAGCAAGCCCUUUUGCUGUAAGCUCAAGCUUUCCCCUAGUGAAGGAGAUCAAGGACUCCAGCUCUCAGCAUGAGGAUGACAAUAUCUCCACCACAAGUGGCUUCUCAUCACGAGCAUCUGAUAAAGACGUGCCCACCUCAAAAAGCGCACCACUCCUCUGGUCCCCAGAGACGGAACGUGCACAUUCGGGAUCACAGCUGGCCCAUAGUAGUCUCAAGAAGCCAGCCUUCAACCUGUCAGUCUUCAGCACUUCAUCAGCAACGAUGAACAGUUCAGUGGUGAACUCAAGUCAGCUGGGAGAUUCUCCAUUCUAUCCAGGAAAGACGAUGUACGGAGGCGCUGCAGCUGCCAAGACUGCUCGUUCACGGCCGGGUACACCGUAUCAAGCUCCAGUGAGGAGACAGAUCAAGGCCAAACCGGCAGGAGCUCAGCCUUGUGGAGUGACCAGCGCCACGGCCAGACGCAUCCUGCAGUCACUAGAGCGCAUGUCUAGCCCUCUUGCUGAUGCGAAAAGAAUUCCGUCGACUGUUUCUUCUCCCUUAUCAGCAUCAAUGAAUCACACAGAUCUAGAGGUUAGCAGUUUCCAGUCUAAGAGGAAAAAGCUGGAACCAGCUGUCCCUCCAGUGCAGAAGCUGGUAAUCCCAGCUGUUGCAGCCGUGUCUGGAAACCGCUCCAUGUCUUUCCGCCCUUCACUUACUCCUGGAUCAGUAAGCAGAGUGGUGGAAAAGGCCAGCAGGGAGACGCCUGCAAGACGGUCCCCUCAGAUCCCAGGUAUCAAACCAGCUGCUUCAGCAAGCACAAGCAAUCUGUUGUACCCGUUGUCCAGCACACCUGCUGCUAGUGUCACGGGUGCUGGUGGGGGAAAGAUGAAGCGAGAGAGGAGUGUCCGGCCCUCCAUCAAAAGACCCGAGGAUGAGGUUGUUGAAUCACCGAAUCUGCCUGCCGUUUCUCUGCCAAUCAGUAACUUCAAUCUGCCCACCUUUAGUUUUUCCUCCCCACCCCCUGCAUCGACACUCACCAUCAGCAGCAAGCCAAUGCCUCAGGUCUCUGAGCAAGUAGCAGUCAGCAAGGAGAUUGUCGUGUCUACACCUGGGUCUGUCUCUUUCACCUUUUCUUCACCCAUUGUCAAGGCAACAGCUGCCAGUCCAAUGACUUUUUCUCCAUCGUCGGGCUUCACCUUCAGUGCACCUACCAUGAAAACCCCAACCUCAAUGUCAAAUGGGAAACUCGCUCCAGCGAAAGCUACAUUAAAAACAGCCAGUGAAAGUAGUGAGGAGUUUGAAGGGCCUUUCAAACCUGCCAAGUCCCUAAAACAGGGUAGUGUUCUGGAUAUCCUUAAAGGACCUGGAUUUGCUUCUUCAGUCCAGAACACCUCUGAAACCGAACCCGCAAAGCCGAGACACAGCACAACUUCACAUGCACCCUUGACUUCUCUCUCUGGGUUUGCGGAGAAGUUUAAACCUGCAGCAGGAUCUUGGAACUGUGACACCUGCCUGCUGCAAAACAAACCCUCUGACAAAAAGUGUGUGGCCUGCCAGGCACCGCAGCCCAGCACAGACUCUUCUUCCAAAUCAGACAGUAAACCUGCAAAAGCAUCUGCUGCUAGUCUUAGUUCUUUAUUCACCCCUCCAGCUGGAAGCUGGGAAUGUGACACCUGUCUGGUGCAGAACAAGCCCGAGGUGGUUAAAUGUGUAGCAUGUGACACAGCCAAGCCAGGGACCGGUGUAAAACCUGCUCUGAGUCGACCUUCUGUCUCGGAGGUCUCCUCAAACCCCCCUGCUUCUUCUAUCCCGGCCACCACUUUCAACACCACAUCUGGACUGCUUACGUUUGCUGACAAGUUUAAGAAGCCAGAGGGGGCGUGGGAUUGUGACAUAUGCAUGGUUCAAAACAAAGCACAGGAUGUUAAAUGUGUAGCGUGUCUGACCGCUAAACCAGGAGGAGCAACUGCACAGUCAUCCCAAGCACCUUCCUCCCUGCCUCCUGCAUCCACACCAGCAAGUACAGCACCACCGUUGGGUUUUGGAGACAAGUUCAAGAAACCUGAGGGCAGUUGGGAGUGUGAUGUCUGCUGUGUUCAGAACAAGGCUGAGGACCAGCAGUGUGUGGCCUGCCAAACAAACAAACCAGGUGCUAAAGUGGAAACCAAAGGUUUUGGCACUCCAUCAUCCAGCAACUCGGUUGCUUUCAAAUUUGGUACUUCAAAUUCUUCAAACUCGGCCUCUGGUGAAGUGAAAUUUGGUGGCACUUUUUCAGACUCCGCCUCCACCGUGUCCUUUAAAUUUGGCAAUGCUUCAUCAGACUCCUCUGAACCUGCUGCAGGGUUCAAAUUUGGAGACUCAUCCUCGGAUAGUAUUUUGGGAGCAUUCAAACAGGGUGUGUCAACACAGCAAACCUCAACCACUUCAAGUUCAACUGGGUCUUUCAAAUUUGGUGAGUCCUCUGAUGGCUUCAAAUUUGGAGCAGUCUCUACACCUGAAUCAACAAGUGAAGAGAAAAAGAGUGAAUCUGAAAAUUCUGGUGCUGGAUUUAAAUUUGGAGGGAGCAGUACAAUCAGCUUCGGCUCCAACUCUAUUAACACCGUUACUACAACAGCAUCCGGGGGCUUUGCAUUUGGGCUUUCAAAACCUGAAGUAAAUAAUGGGUCUAAUCCAUCAUUCAUUUUGUCAACACCUAAAGCCAAAGCUGAAAAGGAAGAUCCUCCUGUUUCCACACAAGCUGUUUCAGCCACUGCCAACACAGCCCCUGUUUUUGGUAAGCCGCCGGUGACUGAGCCUACCACAGCCGAAUUGUUUGUCGAGGCAAUCCCAAAGACGACGACAACUACUGCUUUCAUGUUUGGUAAAACAGAAGAGAAAAAGGAUGCCCCAGCACCUUCUACUGGAUUUCUGUUCGGUGCAUCCAAGGAGGCUGAAAAACCUGCACCCACUGUGGGCUUCAGUUUCAGCAAGCCAGAACCUCAGAAGGAUCUUCCCAAACCUACAUUUGCAUUUGGAAAACCGGCUGAACCCACAGAAACCCCAAAGCCAGCAUUUAGCUUCGGUCAGAAUGCAACAGACAAUGCACCACCGAAGCCUGUGUUUUCCUUCAUGGGCAGUUCAUCCACAACCUCUGCCUCCUCCAAUCUCUUUGGGCCUCCCAGCAGUUUGAGCCUUGCCCCCACCCCUACUCCAAACAGCACCUUUGUUUUUGGCCAGGGCUCCUCUUCAGAUGCUGCUUCUAAAACCUUCAUGUUUGGGCAACAACAAGAAGCCCAGCCAGCCUCAGCAGAACCCUCUGCUGCUCCUAAUUCAGCACCGACAUUCGUCUUUGGUUCUGUGAACAAUUCAAAUGCAUCACCCUUUGCUUUCGGUGGUUCAGCCUCUACACCAGCAUCAACAGCCCCUGCUCCCUCAGCAAAUCCUACUCCAUUUGGCUUUACAGCCCCCACGUCCACCUCUGGCUUUGGCUCUGGACAAACAAUGGCAUUUGGCGCUUCACAGUCCACUGUUCCAGCAUUUGGAUCAGCUGCAUCCUCUUUCACAGCCACAGCAUCAGCAGCUCCUGCCUUUGGAUCGAAGCCUAGUGCUCCACCUGUGUUUGGCCAGCAGCCCAACUCAACACCUGCUUUUGGAUCAUCUGCCCCUUCUGGCCAAGGAGGCUUUCAGUUUGGAGGAGCCACUGCAUUUGGGCCGUCUAGCAACAACAGCAGUAUAUUUACCUUUGGAGGAGGAGCAGGAGCUACACCAAGUCCUGCAGCAUCACCGGCCAUGUCUGCUCAGCCAACAGCGCCAGGAGGAGGCUUUAACUUCUCACAGACCCCGGCUUUCAAUAUCGGGGCAGCAAAGAGUUCCAACGUCACACCGACAGGACAGCAUGGCAUCGCCGGCCGCAAGAUCAAAACCGCUGUUCGGCGCAGGAAGUAAAGCUGGAAACGAUACAGGCUGCUUCACCAGUGAACAAACAUUGAAGUACUUAGUAUAUUGAGCUUGGUACACUCAUGGCUCCUGUUUGCCAGGAGAUUUGUUUUGCAGUGAAGGGUCACUGGUAGACUGUGGCGCCCUGACCCCGGGACUGAAACUCACAGCGACUCAAAAAUGCAAAAUAAAUGAAUACAAUCAAGCGAAAAACCUUCCCUUGUGCAGGAAAGGUCUAUCUAUUUUCAGCAUUUUCAAUGUUGGCAGAAUUUGCGCAUGACUUUUUGUAAGGAAAGAACACCGUGCAAAAACAAAUUUAGGGCAGUGACAAAUAGGUUUUGCUUGGGUGAUCUGCAGGUAACUGCACGUGGCAAAAACAAGGACUAGUUGCUGUAUAUACAGUGAGGCGAGUGUUUCUAUGUACUGAAUGAAGCAUUUUUUUCUUUGUGCGCAGAUUUGUGUGUACGUACGUGUGAUUUUUGUACAUGCUGAAUUGUUCUGGGUGGAAAAUGGAGGCAAAUGAAUGUGUUUAAGGAAAGGGCUGGGUGGUGGUGUGGGUUACACCCACAUGCUGUUGUUUGGUUGAUGAAAAACGUAGCCCCGCUGCUCUUCUCAGAUCCUCUGUAAAUCUGCACUUCCAAAUAUGUUCGAACUCCUCCUCCUCGAGUGCCCUUUUAUUUUUAUUUUUUCCUCCUUCUAUUACUCUCCCAUUUUCUCGAUCUCAACUCUUUACACCUCAUGUUGCUAUUUGUCUCCUGCCUUUUGAAUAUUAUUAAAAAAUUGUAAAUAGUAACUUUUUUUUGUUUUUGUUUUUUAAUCUGUGAAGUUUGUGUGUUAAACCAGCUUAUUUUUCAUUCAGCAUUUUUUUUGUUUCUUUUUUUGUCUUUUAGAAUUUAUGUAAAGCCCUUAAUUCAAAGUUACCCAAAUCCAUUUAAAAAUGACCUUAAAUGCAAAUUGGGGAUCCUUUGACUAAAGGUAUAUUGGCAUUUCUGAUCCACUUUUGUUUGGACCAAAACCAGUAUUGUAAAAAGUGUUAAGUAUAUAUUUUUCUAUUUCUUGUUUAAAUGGACUUAGGGUGACUUUGGAUAAUAAGGACAUCUGCUUAAUUUUAAAGCCAUGAUAAUUAUUACUGGAAGGGUGAUAAAUAAAACCAUGGAUAAUUGCCAUCAAUAAAAUUACAAAAUGAUUGUCUUUA